Haliotis rufescens (red abalone) is the source of this 4554-nucleotide messenger RNA. RefSeq lists its product as uncharacterized. Bases 88 to 4089 code for a protein of 1333 amino acids. Gene Ontology annotation, molecular function: G protein-coupled receptor activity. NCBI's taxonomy places the organism in Eukaryota, Metazoa, Mollusca, Gastropoda, Lepetellida, Haliotidae. The record is from RefSeq and is a predicted model, not a curated record. Gene Ontology annotation, biological process: cell surface receptor signaling pathway; G protein-coupled receptor signaling pathway. Gene Ontology annotation, cellular component: membrane. The transcript has 23 exons.
AUUUCAUGUCAAUUUCAGUCCAAAAGGACGUAACACAUACCUGUGUAUGGAUAUCAACAGUCAUACAACAGUGAUGGGCAGGUAACAAUGGUCCUUUCAAGAGCAUGGUUCCUGCUGAUAUUCCUAUUGGGAUGCCAAGCUAUUUAUGAAGAAGGUGCGCUUUGCCCUCCGGGGUACCUGCUCCUGUCUUCUAUACCAGAUGGUAACUACGUCUGUUUCUACAUCGGCAAAGCGACAUCGUGGGCAACGGCAUGGAGACGGUGUCACAGGGACUUGGGAAUACUGUUCAGUCACGAGGAUCUGUUCGAGUUUGCAAAUGGCACUGCCUUCUCUGACCAACUUAUAAAGGCCGGUAUUCGACACACAUGGGGUGGAGUUUAUGUUCGAGAUGGCAAGCUUAGGAAGGACACUUUAGACCGCCCAGGCAUAACAACAGACGGGCCGUGGUUUUGGGAUGCUGGGCAACCGACAAACGAACGACAAUGUGGUUCCCUUAUGUUGAACAAAAUACCAGUCAAUUUCCGUCCAAGAACUACUCUCCCCGGAGUCGUCACGGCAAUGACUGAAUCCGGUUUUGGAUCUGGAUCUGGAUCGGGCUCAGGUUCAGGUUCUGGUUCUGGAUCUGGAUCUGGUUCUGGUUCUGCUUCUGGAUCUGGUCCUGGGCAGGAAUCAAUCCCUUCCACUACGUUUUAUCCAGUCCUAGCGUCUCCUACUCCUCUUGGUUUCCUCUCUAGUUUUACAGAGUCUGACUUGGGGAGUGGACCAGAAGGUGGCUUCAUGGGGCAGGAAUUUGAGCCAAAAGAAGAACUUCCUGACUCAGGCGGAGUAUCAACACUAUCCCUCACCAGAUGUGAUACCACCCUCCCUUAUAUAUGUGCUGUCAAACCUCUGACGGAAUUGUAUGUAAAACCUGUUCCCGUUUGUUUAAAUGGAACUGUCGGGUCGUUCCUAAUAAAGACUUGCUACGAGAUGCCCGAAGACAUUGCUACAUUCCCCGAAGCAAGGUAUAGGUGCAAGGCAAAAGGCGGACAACUGGCCAGAUCCAAGACACUGUACGACAAGAGGAUGGUUACUGAAGCCUUGAACUACUUCAGAUUAGACAGUAACGGUACGUCAAAGUUUGUCAGGACAUGGGUAGCUAAUGGCAGUAGCUGCAAAGUCAUUGACGACGUCCCCUCCAACAUGCCACAUCAAUGGGACUGCAACGCAAGGCUGCCUUACCUGUGUGAAACUCCAGUCACAUAUGAAAAUAAAAUCGAACUAACCGCCAGCGCACUGUGGGCUGAUUCGGUUAGGCGGCUGGGAAACUCUGGAGAUGUGGAGGCGUAUAUAUCAACGGGCAAAACUUCUGGUCCUGCUCCACAUCUGAUAUGCAAUGUAAAGGGUCUGAGUACGCCAAUAGAGCGGGUCACGUGGUACAGGAACGGGCGUCUAGUCCCCCCGAGGCGGUAUGAAGCAAGCGAAGAACAAGUGUCUAUUACCUUCCCAGAACACAUGUACAGAGAAAAUGAGCGGAAGAUAAACAAUGUCGGAUACUACUGGUGCGAGGCAAUGAACAUGAACACGACGCGACUUCACCGCUCGAACCUCAUAUUUGUACGGCAUGACGACUUGGCGCUGCAUGCGGGGAGCAUUGAAACCCUGGAACAAAGUAGAAGCCCAGCCAGGAUCUACACCAAGUUCAACCUCCUUGAUGCCUUAACCCCAGACAUAGAGACACUCGUCGCAGCAUAUGACAACCAUCCCCAGAAUCAAUUCCCAACCAACAUAUAUCCGCUGAGAUUCAGAAAACAGGGUUCCAUUAUGGAUUUCCUAUCCUACCAGUUUACACCCAACUCAUUGAGGAGAGUGGAUACUGCUGACGAUUUAUACAAUAGAGCACGGAAUGACCUGAAGAUAGGGUUUCACUCUGACGCUGCCAAGAAAUAUUUUAAACCAGACACAUUGAUACUGAUGAGUAUUGAUUUUUGUUUUGAAUCCAUCCAUGUAGGCACGGAAAGAAACCAAACAUUCCGUUUUCCAACGAGCGUGAUCGGAAAUACUUCCUAUACCAAAGAGAAAUGUGAUGUCAAUAACAAGGCAAUCGGCAAAAGGAAGUGCAAGGGAAGCAAGCUGUAUGGGGCCUAUUGGGGAGACGUCGAAUUUCAGUCCGACUGCGAUAUGUCUGAUUUAAAUAAGUCUGUGAUAUCACCCACACUGAAGAAACAGUCACAGAUUCAUGUGACACACCGCAACGCAAACGACGUUCUGCAGACGACCCUGACUAUCAUAAACGAGACGACCCUGAGUGAGACUGACCUCAUCUAUAUAACCACCAUCCUGGAAAACGUUGCCAAUAUCCCCGAGAUAUCUGCAGAGACUUUUCAGAGCAUGAUGAGAAUAUACGAUAGCGUACUGGACUCGGGAGAUGAAGUCCUGACAAAAGCAGAGAGACGAGGCAAAGUUCCGAACAGAAUCCUGAGUGUUGUUGACAUUGCUACAGGCAAGAUCAAACCAGAGCCGUCUGGCCACCAACGGAUACUCACAGGCAGUUUUGGCACAGAUGUGUGGGACUUGACAAACCCAUUCCAGAAAGAUAUGGCAAUUGGUCUUCAGUUUUCUGAAAAGGAGUACCAGAAAACUAUAAAGAACGAAAGCUUAGUUUCUUUGUUCGCCCUCUCGGAACUAAAGUACGGGGAGACCGAAGCUGCAAUUAUAUUUCCCAAGCUUUACAUCGAGCGAAUUGUAAAUGAUUCUCAUAGUCAAAACGUGACUAUUAUACUGAGUGUGUUCAAAAACACUCGCCUGUUCACUGCGAGGGGAAACACGUCAAGACAGCCAAUCAAAUACUCCUUAAACAGCAAGGUCAUCGCAGCUAAGCUUCUCAUUGGUGGACGUCCAGUCAGAGACUUGUAUCAAUCCAACAUAACAACUGUCUUCAUGCCGAUGAAGUCCCUUGCUUCAGACGCCCGUCUAUAUCUCACUUCCUGUGGGUUCUGGAAUUUCACCGGAAAUGACGACUCCGGAUCGUGGUCGACGGACGGUUGUCGCUAUGUGAGAGAGGAGAAUGGACGGGAUGUCUGUGCCUGUGAUCACCUGACAAACUUCGCUGUGUUACUGGACUUCUACGGCCAGGAUACUCUGAAACACUCCCUUGCUCUCAGCAUCAUCACAAUCAUCGGACUUAGCCUCUCCAUAUUCGGUCUGUCGUUGACAGUGCUGUCAUUUGUAAUCUUCAGGAAGUUACGUCAAACACGUCCCCAGCAAACGAUGUUUAACCUGGCUCUGGCUGAACUCUGUUCGUGGAUUGUAUUUUUGGCUGGCAUCAAUCAGAUCGGGGACCACAAUGGAUGCAUCGUGGUGGCGGUGCUACUGCACUACUUCAUCCUGGCGUCGUUCAUGUGGAUGCUGGUGGAAGCGGUGCUUCAUUACAUCCUGUUUGUCAAAGUCCUUGGCACCUAUAUCCCCAGGUUUAUGCUGAAGACAGCGAUACCAGCUUGGGGUAUUCCCCUGCUGCCUCCAAUUGUCAUACUGGCCAUUGACCCCGACCUUUAUAGAGGGGGAGACAAUUAUUGCUGGAUGUCUUUAACUCCUUUCUACUACGGCUUCUCCCUCCCCGUUGGCCUCAUCAUCAUCAGCAACAUCGUCCUCUACAUCAUGGUGGUGGUCAACAUCUGCAGAAGGUCGUCGGCCGCUGUCCGCACGAAUCAGUCAAACCAGGACAGAACAGCAGUUAACAUCCGGGCAUCUAUUUUCUGCUUUAUACUUCUAGGUUUGAGCUGGGUGUUCGGCUACAUGGCCAUUGCGGAUGCCAGGGUGGUGUUCCAGUACAUCUUCACCAUCACAAACUCCAUACAGGGCUUCCUCAUCUUCAUCCUCUUCACAGCUCGUAACAAGGAGGUUCGAGACAGCUGGAGCGAGUUGUGCUGCAAGAAGAAGAAAUCCCCGCGCGGGGGGAAGGCGCGCCUAUGCAAUGUCUCUCAGAACCAUUCUAAUUCCAGUGAUCAACAGAACCGCACUACUGACACCGGCGUGUCUAACGAGGCGUACCAACAUCCACAAUUUCAGUUGAGACAUUCCAGAAAUGCUCCAAGCUUAAACCUGAAAUAGUUAUAAGUCCGAUAUUACUUUAUCAUUAAUUCAUUUCAAUAUUGUCAAGAAAUUUGUUUUUGUGAUGCAAAAAAUCCCAUAAGGAUUAUGGUUUGAAAACACAUUGAUGAGGAAAUAUUCAUAUUCAUGUUGCGCUUACCUCUCGGUGAAAUGUACUUAGAUUUUUUGUGUUUUGAUAACAACUAGCAGGUCGAAAGACUGUGAUGCAGGAACUCUUACGUCACGACAGAUUCGCUUUCACACAAUCGACCACAAUCGGCAACACGUUGUUAGAGCGACUUUACAACCUCAUGAAUGCCCAGUUACUUUUCUGACGCACAUUUCAUAAGAUGUGAGGGAAUUGUGCUCGCGCGGCCUUGGAUCUACCUCCGACUAUAAAAUUACGCAAAUAUGUAAUUUCAAAUAAAAAAAAACGGUCUGAAAAAGACACUGCUGAGUGCUGUCCGUGAUUUUGUUUUACAGCAA